AUGACCUCCCUUCACGACGAACACCUCAAUGACUCACGAUACUCUCACGACAUUACGAUCGAAAACGUACGAUCCUCCCGCGCCGACUCUAUGUCCUCGACAUCCAAAGAGAAAUACACCGUGCACUCAACUAUUGAAGCAGCUUCUACCAAAGACAAGGAAGAAGGGGAAGUAGAAGAUGACUACCCGGAUGGCGGUACGCGAGCAUGGCUGAUUUUGGCGGGGGCCAUGUGCAAUACGUUCUCGACGUUCGGCUAUGUUAACUCAUGGGGGAUCUUCCAGAAGUACUACGAAGAGACAUUACUAAGUAGUUCAUCACCGUCAACAAUUGCAUGGAUAGGCUCUAUUCAGUAUUCACUUGUUUUUCUACCCGGCCUCAUUGUCGGGCGCCUGUUCGACCUAGGAUAUUUCCGCUCUAUAUUUCUGAUAUCAAGCGCAAUUCUCGUUGGUGCGACCUUCCUCGUCGCCCAAUGCACGCAGUACUGGCACUUCUUACUCUGUCAAGGGUUUGUUGUUGGUUUUGGUUGUGGGGGAAUAUUUGGACCGACGACUGCAGUGAUUGCUCACUGGUUCAAAAAACGCCGUGGGUUCGCGAUGGGCCUAGUAGCUGUUGGCUCCUCGCUUGGUGGAACAAUUCUACCUAUAACAGCUAAUAAUCUGAUUCCUCGUGUUGGGUUCAAAUGGACCAUGCGCAUAUUUGGAUUCAUCCUACUAACUACAUUAGGGAUGUCCAAUCUGUUGCUUAAACGGCGCCUACCCCCAAAAAAAGUUGCAGGAGGACUCCUCAAUCUUGCUGCAUUCAAAUCUGCGCCGUACUCUGUCUACUGUGCUUCGGCGUUUGUCACUUUCCUUGGGAUCUAUACUGGCGAGUUCAAUCGUUCAUUAUUGUGUUCUCGGCUCAUUCUUAUCCCAACAGUCCUCACAUAUGUUGGUGUAAGCGCGACGGACAUUGGAAUCUCGUCAGAUUUUGCAUUCUACUUUAUUGCUAUCGCCAAUGCAAGCUCGCUAUUUGGCCGUUACGUUGCGGGGAACCUCUGUGAUAAAUUAGUGGUUCUAGGGGCUAUGAAUGUGAUGAUUCCGUUCACCGUCUCAGCAGGCAUCGUCACCUAUGCCUGGCCAUUCGCUCAGACGAAAUCGUCCCUCAUAGCGAUCACAGUGAUCUAUGGCUUCGCAUCAGGAUCAUACGUCUCCCUUCUAUCUAAUCCCAUCAUGGAGAUGGGUGAGACAGGAGACGUUGGGCGUCGCAUCGGAAUGUUCAUGAGCAUUUUGGCGAUAGGCGCGCUCGCUGGCCCCCCUAUUUCUGGAGCCAUUGGUACAGCCACAGGUGAUUUUAAGGCAGUCGGGUACUACGCAGGCACAGCCGUCCUCGUUGGUGUUGGUCUGAUGAGUAUCACACGGCAUCUCAUUCUCAAACGGAUGUUUGGGAAAAUAUAG
Psilocybe cubensis is the source of this 1434-nucleotide messenger RNA. RefSeq lists its product as uncharacterized. The coding region runs from base 1 to 1434 and encodes 477 amino acids. The record is from RefSeq and is a predicted model, not a curated record. Gene Ontology annotation, biological process: transmembrane transport. Gene Ontology annotation, molecular function: transmembrane transporter activity. Gene Ontology annotation, cellular component: fungal-type vacuole membrane. Lineage: Eukaryota; Fungi; Basidiomycota; Agaricomycetes; Agaricales; Agrocybaceae. The transcript is spliced from 12 exons.